ACGAGCGCGCAGAAAGGUCCACGCGCAGUUGCAAGACGAAGAGCAAGAUGGCGGUGGUCGUGCGAAAUUUGCAGGACCAGCUAGAAAAAGCCAAGGAGGGCUUAAAGAGCGUGGACGAAAAUAUCCGAAAACUAACCGGCAGAGAUCCUAGUGAAUUAAGACCGGGUCAAAACAGGAGAAUGACCAUCCCAGGCCCAGGUGGAGGUAGGGGGCGUGGAAUCAACUUGUUGAGGCGUGGUCUCUCAGAUAGCGGUGGAGGACCCCCAGCCAAACAGAGGGACAUUGAAGGGGCACUCUUGAGGCUGGCAGGGGAUCAGCGAGCCAGGAGAGAUUCACGCCAUGACAGUGACGCUGAGGAUGAGGACGAUGUCAAAAAACCAGCGUUGCAGUCAUCAGUGGUAGCUACCUCCAAAGAACGUACGCGUCGAGAUCUUAUUCAAGAUCAGACUAUGGACGAGAAAGGAAAACAAAGAAAUCGGCGCAUGUUUGGUCUGUUGAUGGGAACCUUGCAGAAGUUUAAACAGGAGUCUACUGUGUCCACAGACAGGCUUAAAAAGCGACAAGAAAUUGAGCAGAAAUUGGAAGUGCAGGCAGAACAGGAGCGUAAAAAAGUGGAGAGUGAAAGGCGAGAGCUCUUUGAAGAAAGACGUGCCAAACAAACGGAGCUACGACUUUUGGAGCAGAAAGUGGAGCUCGCUGAACUGCAAGAGGAGUGGAAUGUACACAAUUCAAAGCUCAUCAAUUUCAUUCGCACAAAGACCAAGCCCCCAAUCUUUUACCUGCCAGGCAGAAUGUGCUCGGCCACUCAAAAGCUCCUGGAGGAGUCUCAGAAAAAACUAAAUGGCACAUUUGAUGAGAGACGUGAAGCCUUUGCCGAGCAACUGAACAAAAUGGAAGCUCGGCCAAGGCGUCAGUCCCAGAAGACAGGUGACAGGGAAAUGGAGGAUAGCCGUCGGGCUGAAGAGACGAAGAAAGAAGAUCAAAAGGAGGGUAAGGCUGGAAUAGGGCCGUCAGGUAACCAACAUGAUGUGGAGAUGGAGGAUGAGGAGGCAAAUGAUGUAGUAGUGGAGGAGGCAGUAAUGGAGGAAGGAGAGGAAAGCUCAGAGGUGAGGGAGAAAGAGAUAGAUCAAGAGCAGGAGCAAGGGGAGGAGAAGGAGAAACAAGAGGAGAGUCAGAAGACGGCAGAGGUGGAAGAUGAGGAGGAGGAGGAUGAGGAAGAUAUGGGUGCAGUUGAGGGUAAAGAAGAAGAAAAAGAAGUGGAAGAGCAGAUGGAGGUCACAGAAGUUGCGAGGGAGGUUGAGGGACAGGGUAAGUUGCAGGUUGAGAGUCCAGAGGCUACAGUUGAAGAGGUAGGUAAUGAUCAAAGGGAGGAAGUGCAGGAAACUAAGGAAGAGACUCAGGAGGACAUCAUGACAGACUCUCAGAAAUCCCCUGAAAGCCACAUGGAAACGAAGAUUGAAGAGUCUAAAGAGCCUCCGUUGGAGAGCCCAGCCCCUGAUCCAGUAGAACAUGGCACCAAACAGGACGACCAGGCUCUUGAGACCCAACAACAGCCACACAUCGAACCCGAUCCGGAAGUACCUACUCAAGAGCCAACGGAAGAACCACCAGUCCUGCCAGAAGCAGCCAAAGCAGACAAAAAGGAGGCUGCUGAGGAGGAGGUAGAUAAUACUCGUGGUCGGACCAAAGUCAAGGCUAAGAAGAGCAAGAGUCGUAGCAGUAGCUCCUCUUCGAGUUCUUCCUCAAGCUCUUCAUCCAGUGGAUCCAGCUCCUCCUCCAGUGGUUCCAGCAGCAGUUCCUCUCGUUCUUCCUCUUCUUCGUCUAGUUCUCGCUCUCGCAGUCGCGGCAGGGAUAGAGACGGCCGAGACCGCAAACACCGCCACAGGCCGUCUGACGUGGAGCGUAGAAAAAGUGGCAGCGAGAGGGGACACAAGUCCUCCAAAAGCCACGAAAGUAAGGGUUCCAAAGACAAGAGCUCCAAAUCCGACAGAAAGCGGACAAGUCCAGAAGGGAGCAGGUCAGGGAGACGACCCCCCAGGAGUGAGAGGGAUCGCAAGUCGGAUAGAAAGGAUCGACGUUGAAUAAACAUACUGCCAUAGUUUCCUCUCCGAGGCCGUGUUUGUCAGACUUGUGAGGUUACCAUAGGUUUUUGAGGUGUGGUUGCCUUGCGGUUUUUCUUGAAUGACUUUUAGAUUUAAAAUCUGGGAUUUUUUUUGUUUUCUGGUUUUGUCUGGCAGUUGCUUAAAUGGACUUCAGUGUAUGUCGGAUUUUUUAACAUUUCUAAAGUCUUCUUUUAAGAUCCCAGUUUAAACGUAUUGGAUUCAGUAUCCGACUCCAACACUAUUGACAAGAAACAUUUAACAGUUUCAAGACUUGAAAUGAUCUUGAAAUGUGCUUCUUGUGUUGAAAAGUCAUCUGUUCAGUCACACCAAUUUCAAUAUGUCUGUCAUAUAGUACCUUAGUCACUGACUUUUUUUUAGUUAUGUGAUACCAUAAAGUGAUUUCUAACUUUCAUUAAAUACUUAAUUCUGACA
Messenger RNA from Paramisgurnus dabryanus, 2534 nucleotides. RefSeq names its product pinin, desmosome associated protein (gene pnn). The record is from RefSeq and is a predicted model, not a curated record. NCBI's taxonomy places the organism in Eukaryota, Metazoa, Chordata, Actinopteri, Cypriniformes, Cobitidae. Gene Ontology annotation, cellular component: catalytic step 2 spliceosome.